AUUUGUUUAGAGACUCGCUCACUUCAAGACACACCUGAAACUGAGAGACAAACAGAAAGAGACAGACAGAGGAGGAAAAGGGAGCUUUGGUUAAACUAUCAACAACAAGAAUUGAUUUUCAAACAGUUGACUGAUUAGUACAGACUGUCUCACAGAAUUUUGAAAUGUUCUGUUUCCACUGUCCCCCGGCCCUCCACCCGGCCGCCCGACCCCUGGGACUCGACUACAGCUGUCAACCACACCAACCUUAUUCUGGGUACGGCUUGCACGCAGAUCUACACGACGAUGCGUUUGCGCGACGGAAACAACGUCGAAACCGAACAACGUUCACUCUACAACAGCUUGAAGAGCUGGAGAAGGCGUUUGCGCAGACUCAUUACCCAGAUGUAUUCAUGCGCGAGGAUCUUGCCAUGCGCAUCAACUUGACGGAAGCUCGAGUCCAGGUUUGGUUUCAAAAUCGUCGAGCCAAAUGGCGAAAAAGUGAGCGAUUUUCCCAGCAGCCUCCGAGUGACGUCAAAUCCGAGACGACUGGACCGGAAACAGACGACUGCGGCGCUCACAGCGACAUAGAUCCCAGCCUCGACCUGGAUGACGAUCUACACAGUGCUGAUGACGUCACCGCUCACGGUGCUGACAAACUGGAAACAGCGCCGUCUGGCGACCACGAGUCUUGUGAUAUCGACACUGAAACUGUGACACUGACAGAUGUGAAGCAGAUUCCAGCAAUACCGAAAUACGACAGUGGCUCCCCCGAGAACCUCGUUAUCAAGAACAAAGAUAUGAACUCAGAACAGGCGUGUGAGUCUGAAGCGCAGAGCUGCUCGGAGGAAACCGACAGCAAAGAUCAACAUCCGACUCAGGACGGUGAGGCAGACGGACUAAAAGACACGGUUUCACCAUCAAGUCCUCAACCACAAGCUUCAGUAGACUGUAGUCCAGGGGCGGACCUGACGAGUGAUCACAGGGCAGCUGCCGCCCCCAGUGUUAAAACCUCCCUGAACUUGCUGCCAGCAUUGGGGAUGCCGCAACACGAUGUGAAUUUCUUAGCCAAGAUCAACGCGGGGCAUCUUCCCUUUUCACAGUCUCUACUGAUGGCGUCGCAGCGACCUAGUUUCUUCCCGCUGAUGGAAGGAUCCAGCAUGAAGCAGUGCUAUGAUGCCCACAUGAACCACAGACCUCUAAUGCACAACUACCCACACCCAGCGUUCAAAGGGUGCAUGCCGUUCUGCUUGUGCUCCAACUCCAGACCAACGUGGCCGUCGUUCCUGACGAUGCACGAGCACAGAAACUCGAGUGUAGCCGAACUACGCCGGCGAGCACGUGAGCACGCGGAGGCUAUGGUCGCCAGCGCCACGGAAAGAAUUUACAAUUCAGAAUAAGUAGAUCCACGGACACUAGAUUGAGCUCAAUGUUACAAUUCAGAAUAAGUACAUCCACGGACACCAGAUUGAGCUCAUUGUUACAAUUCAGAAUAAGUACAUCCACGGACACCAGAUUGAGCUCAUUGUUACAAUUCACAAUAAGUACAUCCACGGACACCAGCUUGAGCUCAUUGUUACAAUUCACAAUAAGUAGAUCCACGGACACUAGAUUGAGCUCAUUGUUAAAAUUCACAAUAAUUAGAUCCACGGACACUAGAUUGAGCUCAUUGUUACAAUUCAGAAUAAGUACAUCCACGGACACUAGAUUGAGCUCAUUGUUACAAUUCAGAAUAAGUAGAUCCACGGACACUAGAUUGAGCUCAUUCUUGUAAACUGUCGACACUGGAAAUAACCCGAUAAGUUAGAAUCUCGUUACAAUGUCUCCGACACCUUCCCUAGACCUAAUCCUCUUGCUACAGUGAUGACAUAACCAAACUGUUUAUUAGUAUCAUUACAAAUACAUUUAUACACGUGUUAAGCAGCUACCGUAUGGGGUAUAAACAUAACUGACUGUUUAAUACGGGUGGAUAUAUAUUAACUUAUUUAAAAUAUACCGAUGGAAAGAAGCAAGGCUACACAAUGUCAUGCCAUUUGAGACGACAUUUAAUUCACUGUCCGGGUAGUUAUGUCUGUACGUAACGUGGAGUUCACUGCCAGUAACACAAUUAACUCCCUCAUACAGAUGCUGAGGGGUUUGGCUGCUGUUAAUGUUUGUUCUUAUUAUUUAUGUGUUGCCUUAUUUCUCUCCAUCAGUAUAAUAAAAAUGUGACAUCUUUCUACACGUUGCUGUUUAAUACUGGCGACCGCUUGUCUGGUCUUGCAUUUCGUGCAUGUAUCUAUUUAAAAUAUUGUUCCUAUAGAUUGUAUAAUAUAUUGUUUGUAUUAAUUUUAAUGAACAUAUGUGAGCCCCGUGCCAUAGCUGGAUUGUUUUGUACCUAAUAUAAACUGUGUUCACUUCAUUUGCUAGCUGUCUCUUUUGGUUACGUUGUAAUUAUGUUUGCAGGUUUUUAGUCAAGAAAUAAUUUGAGCAAUAUUUCUUUAACAUAUUUAGAACCCCUUGCUGCAAUAUUGUUUUAUGCACGUGCGUGUGCGCGUUCAGAUGCAUUGGUGGAUCAAGGGGGUGUCACAGGGGUGCCAUGCCCACCUCCCUGCCUUUUUGAAAUACCUUUUUUAAUGUUUGUUUUUGUUUGUAUUUAUUUUAUUAUUAUUAGUUUUUUUUGAGGGGGGGGGGGGGGGUCCGGGGGGUGGGGGUGGGGGCGGCGUGUGUGAUAUAAUUCAUCAUCCACAACAUAUAACAGUAACCGCCCUGAGCAUCUUUAUUUCCAUGUUCAGGGAGCAUCCACCCCCCAUCCCCCCCCCAACCAGCCCUCCCCCAGAUCUCACUUCAUUUAGCUCGGUUCAUUUACCCUCGGAAUACUCAAACCUGCACUUUUUAGUAUUUUGUGACCCCCCCUUACAAACUAUGGAAUUCGCCUCUGAGACGUCCCUUUGUUUAUGAAAGCAGUGUAAAGGUUUAUGGCGCUAUGAAUGGCAGUCCUCGUGCAAACCUUUGGAACCAAAUAUACUGAACUCCAUUGAAAACGCACCACCCAUUGUUAUUGCAAUGUGUGAGGUGCUUCAAGACACACAAUAACCCUAACCCCUGUAUACAAUUAUGGGCUUAUUUAUUGUCUACCCGAAAAUACUCGUCUAAAGGAAUUCAGUUUAAUCUAUUAGUAUUUCUUCUCGUAUUAUGUUUACAACUGCAAAUGGGAUUGGUGCGUUUUUAGUGAAGUUGUGUAUAUUUCACCAAGAUCAGCUGUUCUUUGUAACCAAAACAGUCGACAGUGAGACGUACCCUAACAACUCCUAUCUUAACUUCUUUUAGCAUCAGUCUUGUACCGAAAUACUGCAUUAAAUAUGCCAAUAACAGAUUGGUAAUCGUCAAGUAUGUUAUAGUUUUUAUUAAACACUUAAAAUGUGGUUUUAUUGUGAUGUAUUACUGGGAAGUAGAUUGACAUUUAUCAUCGUCAAUUUCUUGAGAGAAAAAUAAACUUGUUUUUGGGGGCGAAGUAUUUUGAGUGUUGAUAGUUUAAUGAUAUAUUGUCAAGAUUUAUGUAGACGACACGGGCUGGGAUCUUGCUACGGGAAUGAUGAAUAGUUGACGGAUUUUAUUAUUAUUAUUUUUUUUUUUAUCAGGCUGUGACAAAAUCAAUAAAACAGCUGUUAGGGAAAAACAUCUGAUUUAUGUUUUAGGAUUAAAGAGAUAAAUACAUAUAUCCAAUUUCAACACGAGUUUAUAGUCACACAUUGUUAAUGCUGAACCAGUGCUAUUCAUGGACGUUUUACCGCUUUCAAAACAAAUCUAGUGCAAUAUCAAAUCAUAUUUGAAAAACAAAAAUUAAAAUUAUUUUUGCUAUUACUAUUGUUACUUGGUCUAUUAUACUACCUGAUAUAUUCACUGCGAAAGAUUGCAGAUGAGGUGGAGAUUUGAAUGAAAAAUUAUUGUACGUGAAUAAUAACAAGAUUUAGAAAUUUCAUUGUACUUGAUUAAUACCAUGCAACUGUCACUUAUAUACACAUAUAAUUAUUUACUGUCAUUUAUUUAAAAUAUAGACGUCGUUAUCUCGAUGUGAAAAUGACCGACUCGACAAUCUCGAGAUAUAGAUGGUUCGAGAUAAACUUGUUUUUGAAAAAACCCAUACCAGAGCCAUAUCUCGACGUGGAGAUAUCCCAACUGUUGGAAAUAACAGAGGUCGAGAUAACGAUGUGUGAAUGUAGAUUUCAUCUGUUGUUAUAUAUAUUGACGUUCUUAAGAAUAUCAGUAAUUGUUAAAUUAAUUGAAAUUAGAUCCUUCAUUCCACUGAAUUUGAUUAAAACUGGAUUGAAUGUGAACGAAAAACGUUAGUGCUAUCACCAUUCUCUUGUUAUUUUAGUUUAAGUCUCUCGUGCAAUAUUCGUCUUUCAGGUUAUAUUCCUCUUUUAUUUAUUUUAUACGUUGUUCAGACCCUUUGCUUUGGUAUAAUUAUUUUUUCCUUUUAUUGUUUCCAACUGCCAAAUGUAUAUCAAAUAAAUGUGUUGUACU
This is a messenger RNA of Gigantopelta aegis, 4485 nucleotides long. Its product is annotated as homeobox protein SMOX-3-like. The record is from RefSeq and is a predicted model, not a curated record. The transcript has 7 exons. Gene Ontology annotation, molecular function: DNA-binding transcription factor activity, RNA polymerase II-specific; RNA polymerase II transcription regulatory region sequence-specific DNA binding. Gene Ontology annotation, biological process: regulation of transcription by RNA polymerase II. Bases 165 to 1379 code for a protein of 404 amino acids. NCBI's taxonomy places the organism in Eukaryota, Metazoa, Mollusca, Gastropoda, Neomphalida, Peltospiridae.